UUUUCCUCCCCAGCACCUGGAUGAUAACACAAUCUCAGGAUCAAAUUGGAUAACAGAAGACAAUGUCCGCAAUUCUCGAUCACAGACAACCAAAACUACCAGGAAGCCUUACUGUGGUUAUAAGCAGCAGAUUUUGUCCAAAAGUGAACAGGCUGAACAGGAAUCUUUGCUUGCUGCAAUACAGUGGCCAAAACCCCUUGACAGCAAAAUUGCCUUUGGACAAAGCACAGACCCCUCACAUAGUGACUUUGUGAUCGUGAAACCCAGCGCGCUUUUCAGAGUGGGUGAUGAGUUGGAAGUGCUGGUUCGUAUGAAGGAUUUCCAAGGGAAACCCAAGCAGUAUGGUGGAGACUAUCUGCAGGCACGAAUUCACUCUCCUCUGCUGAAAGCUGGAGCAACAGGAAGGGUUGUAGAUUGCCAUAAUGGCCUUUACAAAGUCUUCUUUACUUUGCUUUGGCCAGGAGAGGUCAAAGUUUCUGUGUCACUUGUCCAUCCGAGUGAAGCAAUCCAAGUCCUCCUACGUUUACGAGAAGAAAGGCCAGAUAGGGUCUAUUUUAAAAGCUCAUUUAAGUCUGGGAGGCAUUCAGAGACCACUGAGUGCAAUGUUUGCUUGUCUGGAGAUCUGCCUGUCUGUAACUUCACAGAUCUCUACACGGGUGAGCCAUGGUUCUGUUACAAGCCUCGAAAACUGUCCUGUGCCAGCCGAAUCAGCCAUGCCAAAGGUGGAUAUCAAAAAGGUCUUCUGACUCAAGAGGAAAGCCUCUUGUUCCAAAGUGACGUGAAUAUCAAAAGGCCGAUACUCUCCAGUGGACCUGAUUCAGUGAUUGUUAAGCCCAAGGCAUUUACAGAUUCAAGCAGAACGGACGGAGCUGAAGAUCCCACAGUUUCCCCUUCUGGCUUUUAUUAUGAAGACCAGUGGAGGUCCAGAACACAAUGGAUACAUCAUUUUAACCAGUCAGAUGAUAUAACCAAGUGCUUACAAGGAAAAGUAAUCCACUUGUUUGGCGACUCUACCAUAAGGCAGUGGUUUGAAUAUCUGACAGCAUUUGUUCCAGAUCUCAUGGAAUUUAACCUGGGGAGCCCUAAGAACGUGGGACCUUUCAUGUCUGUGGACCUGAAGCACAACAUCCUGCUGAAGUUCCGCUGCCACGGGCCGCCCAUUCGCUUCUCCACAGUCUUCAGCAGCGAGCUGCGGUACAUUGCCAAUGAGUUGGAUGGCAUCGUGGGGGGGAGAAACACGGUGAUAGCCAUAACUAUAUGGUCCCACUUCAGCACUUUCCCCGUGGAAGUGUACAUCCGGCGGCUGAGGAACAUUCGGAGAUCAAUUAUUCGACUGCUGGACCGCAGCCCCAAGACUUUAAUCGUCAUCAGGACUGCUAACGUUCAGGCCCUGGGGCCAGAAGUGAGCCUCUUUAACAGUGACUGGUAUUCCUUUCAGCUCGAUUCUGUCAUGAGGAAAAUGUUCUCAGGAAUUGCUGUGCACUUUGUGGAUGCAUGGGAGAUGUCUCUGGCUCAUUACUUGCCGCAUAACUUGCACCCAAAUGAAGUGAUUGUUAAGAAUCAAAUAGAUGCAUUUUUAUCUUAUGUGUGCCCUCUGCAAACUUAGCACAAGUGGGUAUCCUGAUGCCAAUCUCUUGUCGUGGCUGCAGGGGGCUUGCCCUGUCUGAAUUAUGUUGGAUGGUGUGGAAGACCUCUGUUUAUUGUACUUGCAUGAAGCAUAAGUGGGGUGGCCUUAACUCUGGGUAGCUGUGAAUGGUGGUUUAGAGGAGCUGACUGUUCAGGCCAUAUCUUUCUGCAAGGUUGACUCCAUUCAACCUUAUCAUUCAUAUCUGAGAUUACUAAAAAGCACCUUAAAUUAAAGUGACAGGAUUCAAUAAGAAAUUAUGUGGGUUAUUAGCUUUACUAGUUGUAUGCAUUGUAUGCUUAAUUUACCCAUAUGACACUGAUACUGUUGCCAGGGUCUUGCUGCUCAGAACUGUGUGUGAAAUCUGUGAAAGAUUUUGGGAGUGGCCUUUCUGUCAGUAUUUCAUAGUUCGAGGGACAUCCCCUCUGGUUCUGUGUCAGAGAAGCACAGUGGCUGCUCUUGUCAGAAAUAUGAAGAGAUUGUACCAUAAUCACUAGUAUCAGUCAAGGAAGCACAGUCACAAUACUUGUAGUAUUAAGUCCUAUAGAAUUUGCUGAAAUUUAAUAGAGCACACUAGUUAGGCUCUCUUGGUGUUUACAGAUAGCUGCUAAAUAAUGCAAAUGGACAAUAUUUUAGUUUGGUUUCCUGUACUACUGAAUCUCUCCUGAGCUGUGAUACACUGUCUACUGCUUGAUUGAGCUGUAAUGGAGAAAUGUGUAUAUUAUGACUUCAGUGAAGGCACUGUGUCAGGCAGUUUCUGCAAGUUCAAGUUGCAGGCUUGCCUACUUGAAGAUUGAAGCAUUUAUUAAUGAAAGUGGUUUUGUUCCCUAGAAGUUAAAGCUGUUCCAUUACACACCUGCAAAGCUGGGCUUCUGAUAAUUACUCCUCUAUGUUACUCAUAUAUUGUGUCUGUAUGGAGAAGCCAAGUGACCUGAAUUCCUUUGAUGACUUUUGGCACUGGGUAGCAGCAACCAGCACCACACCAGUGUCAAGUCCAUGCGAUGAUCCCCUGGUUGUGUUUGGCUCUUUUAUUACUCAUUCAUAGGCUUCACAGCUGCUAAUAUAAAAGGGCCAGAAAAAUUGCACCCAAAAGCAAACCACAGGCAGAGUUGCCCUUUGUACAGAUGCUUGGUAGAUAUUUGCUGUUUUGCAGGUGUGAAAGCUGGUGGCUCUUGGGCCUCUUAGCGUGGAGUUUCCCACUGCUGAUUUGAUUGAGCCUGUCUAUGAUUAUAACUAGUUUUACCCUUUAAAUCAAAAUUUUGAUUAAAUUCAGCUCCCAAAUUAAACAGCAGAGAGGUGUUCUACAUUGCUUAUUUCUAGUCCCACUUAGGUCAAAGGUAGUAUUUACCAGUGACUUCACUGGGAACAGCAAUGAACAGAACAGCAGAACAGCAAUGAAGUGCUUCUGAAGCAGCGCAUCAUGCUCAAGGAAAAUACAAAAGUUGAGUCUUCUUGAGCAAACUGAGAAGAUUAAUAAGGAACAUUGGUAGAUUGCACAGAGCAGAGAAAAACCUUCAGAUUAAAAAUGGUUUUCUUUUUGCUGGAUUUGCUGCUAUGUCAGGAAAAUUAUGCUUUUAUUGUUGGAGCCCCAGAAUGCUAAUGCUGCCAGCUAGAGGGACAGUGGUUUUUAUUUUGUUCAUUUUGAAGGACAACUGAGAACUAUUCUAAAAACAAAUGUAAAUGCUUUUAGCAUGUAAAAGUUGUCUGUAUUAUCCAUCUAUAAUCUUAACAAUUUAAAAAUGGUUCAAAAUGACAGGAGGAGUUGCAUACACUGAAAUAGCAUUUAUUCUUAGCUUCUCAGAUCAGAAUUAAGGACGUCCAGUUUGCCAAUUCCUACUGAAAGCUGCCUCGCAUAGUGUCUGUCCAUACAUUAGCUUUAGGCAACUAUUUCUUUAAUGUGUUAAUGGAAAUUUAUGCUUUGCUAAAAAGAGACCACACCAGUUCAGGUCUGGGAAGGUAAACCACCAUAAUGCAAAAUGACCUUUCAUCUUUUCCAUGUGUGUUUUUUAAAACAGGUAGAGUAUAAGGCUUUCAUAGUGAAUAACAAAUCUAUCCAAAUAAUGUUAAUGAAAAUAAGACUUCAAACUUUUACUUUGAAGGAAACUAUUUAAUUUGUGGACUAAGCAUUCAGUUUUCCUCAUAAAGUCAUACCAUAUGUGAAAGUGUUGUGAUGGCAUGUUUCUUCUCUUAAUGUUGAUGUGCUAACCACUGCUCUUCUACAAUAGCUUUAUAUUGCUGUGAGCUACCAAGAACCAGUAGAGAAGAACAUAUCUUUUUUAAUGUUUUGACAAUUGAGGGAGAGAGAACAGGACUGCUACUGCAAAGAUGUCUUAUCUUCUGGUGGAAUCUCACCCUUUUAGAUUAAUUAAUAUUUUAAUAGCAGAUUAACUAACUUUUAGGUAAUGAACAGGAGGAAACUUGCCAAUUGAUUUGGAAUGAGGACCAGGGGUUUUUUUUUUGUUGUUUUUUUGGUUUUUUGUUUUUUUUUUUAGCUCAGGAAUAGGCAGGGAGGAGAAAGGGAGAAACUGAGGAUUUACUCAUGUUAAAGAUUGAGACUGGGGACACUAUGUCUUUAAAUGCCAUUCUGUUGAACUGUAAUGAUUUUUUAUUUGUAUUCUUGACUUGUUACCAGUUGUGUAUUUACUGUAUAUGGAAACACAGAAGCAAUAAAAUAUUUUUAAAUUGGUUUCUUUAAACCUUUAAACUUCUAAAUGGAUUUGAACAGAGACUGAGGUUGAGGUUGAUUAUUUUUAAAGUUAUUUAACAUGAAACAGGACUGGAAAGGAAUUUCUCAGUUGUCAGUUAAGUAUCUUCCUUUAUUUCACAAGACUUUUCGAAGCCCUGUCUUCCUUUUCUUUCAGUUUUCUCCACCUGAAUGAAAGAAGUUUCAUUGUUUGGAAUAUUUUCAUUCUUUUCCUGAGCCUUUUGAUUGGUGUUCAAUAAAGAUUUUUUUUCCUUUUUAAUUUCUUUAUUCAAACUCCAGCCCACUCAAAUCUCAUUUUUACAUUUAUCAGAAGAUUUCAGAGCAAUUUAGUCAUAAAAGAAAUAAACUCCAUUUUGCAGAGUAGACUGAUAUACUGAUUUUAUGCACCUGAUAUUUUGACUACCUUGUUUCUAAUAAAUAUCAUGUUAGACUGAUUCCUUCAUUCUAGAAAUUUAGUAAAAAUGUUAGUUGAAAUGCUGGCAAAAAGAAUGUUUCUCUUUUUUCACAUUUUCAGUUGCUUCUGAUUUCACCUGCUACACAGCACUAUUGCAGCUCUGCUUUAUGAGACUAUGUUGUUGUUUUUCAUUGGUUUACUUGUUAGAGGUAAGCAUUUAAAAACGGGAAUUUGGCUUACUUAGAAGUCUAUGUGGCUUUUUAUGUACUAAUGGUGAGAAUUUCAUGUAUAUGUGAAAAAAACCUAGGUUUGAAGUUGUUGUCUGGGAAGGGUGAGGGCACUGUACUGGGAUUUUAUUUUUGUUGCAGAAGUGUGAAUUAAAGCAUUGUUCACCUAUGACAGUUUAAACGACAGCAAAAAACUGAAGUCACAGCUAUGUUUAAUUUAUAAAGCCCUAACUCAUCAAGUCUAGAUCACCUGAUAUUUAGUUUCUACUAAUUUACGUAUUUUGACUAUUUGGAAGGCUCUUGUUAGCUUUUGGUAGUGGUGAAGGACUGUAUAUUAGACAAAGAACUUGUUUUCAAAGUACUUUUUGGUUGUGUGGUUUUGUUUUUUGUUUUUGUUAUGUGUGUGUUUGUGGGUUUUUUCCUAUUAUAUUAUUGAAAUGCUAACAAUAUGAAGAAGGCACUAAUGUAUUUUAUUUCCUGAUGUGGUCAGAAAAAAAUUUAAACAGCCAAAAGAGGUCAGAAUAAAAAGUUCCUAGUAAAGAAGGAAGUUUACUUAAACUGUUCGAUCUGAUCUAGUCUCAGUUUAUCUUGUUUGCCAUAACCCCAGAUACUUUGUAUUUUGUAGCUGCUUAGUUGUUCACUUAACAUAACAUUUUUGCAGUGUGUUGGGUAGAAGUUCCACACUAUGAUUUACAUGUUAAAAUAGCUCCAAAAAGGUUUUUCUUUUAGUGAUAAUGUAUAUUUGGAGGGGAGUGAUCUGUGCAGAAGCCUGGCAUGAGAUGUAGCACUGAACAUGCUGAUGUUUCCUGCUUUUGAUGUAUCAGCCUGACACAUAAUAAAAGUUUGUACCUAAUCUAAACUUC
Molecule: messenger RNA, 5812 nt
Organism: Calypte anna (Anna's hummingbird)
Lineage: Eukaryota; Metazoa; Chordata; Aves; Apodiformes; Trochilidae
Gene: NXPE3
Product: neurexophilin and PC-esterase domain family member 3
Exons: 4
Coding region: 311-1606 (431 amino acids)
Source: RefSeq, a predicted model, not a curated record